Messenger RNA from Corylus avellana, 1902 nucleotides. RefSeq names its product protein EMSY-LIKE 3. The record is from RefSeq and is a predicted model, not a curated record. Gene Ontology annotation, cellular component: nucleus. Lineage: Eukaryota; Viridiplantae; Streptophyta; Magnoliopsida; Fagales; Betulaceae. Gene Ontology annotation, biological process: defense response to fungus.
CCCACCCGCAAAACCUAUUACUCUUACACACUUCGAACCCCAACUCUGCUCUUACUGCUCUUUCUCUCAAUCUUCAACAAUAACCGUUCGAAUCUGUGGUUUAACGGUGCGUAUCUCAAAGUGGAAAUUCGGGUUGCAACGGCGUCGUGUUGCGGUGUCGGUUUAAGCUGAAUCGAGCAGUCUUUGGUGUGGAGUUUUUAGGGUUUUGGGUUUGCUUCUUUGGAAUUUGAGGGGGUUUGGUGGUUUGAGUGGUAAACUGGCUAUGGACUACGAGCCGUACGAUAGCAGUGGAACUGAUGACGAUCUUCCUCCAUCACAUCAAAAUAGAAUUCCUAGAGGCCGUGUUGCCGGAAAUGGAAGAUCUGCUGUGGGUUCUGUCCCAUAUCCAAGGAUGUAUGGUGAAACUGAUAUGGAGACCCAAAUUCACCAACUUGAGCAAGAAGCAUACAGCUCAGUUCUAAGAGCCUUCAAAGCGCAAGCUGAUGCCAUUACUUGGGAGAAGGAAAGUUUAAUAACAGAACUUAGAAAAGAGUUGAGACUAUCAAAUGAGGAGCACCGAGAACUUCUAGGACGGGUUAAUGCAGAUGAUGUGAUACGACGCAUAAGGGAGUGGAGACAGGCAGGUGGGCAUCAAUCUGGCAUGCUCAGUACCAGUCAAGCUGUUCAUGAUCCCGUACCCAGUCCCACUGUCUCUGCAUCUCGCAAGAAACAGAAAAUAGCCCAGUCAGUACCUUCACAAUCAUAUGGUGGGCCAUCUCCACCAUUUCAUCAACAAGCCAUAGCUGCAUCUCACCAACCAUCUUCAUCAACUGCAAAGCGAGGAUCCAUGCCAGGAACCAAGGGCAAGAAGCAGAAACCAGGUCAGGGGUUGCCUGGUCCAUCUUCAAUGAAGCAGUACCCUUUGUCAGGUCCAAGUGGGAGAGGUCAAGUUGCUAAUAGGGUUCCUUCUGGUGCUGUUGCAAGUCAGCCUCCGGAAGGAGCAACAUUGGAUCCAUUGAUUGGGAGGAGAGUGAGGACCAAGUGGCCUGAUGACAAUAAUUUCUAUGAAGCUGUCAUAACUGACUACAAUCCAGCUGAGGGGAGACAUGCUCUGGUCUAUGAUAUUGGCUCUGCUAAUGAGACAUGGGAGUGGGUCAAUCUCUCAGAGAUCUCUCCUGAGGAUAUUCAAUGGGUAGGGGAGGAUCCUGGAAUCUCCCAUCGAGGGGGUUAUGGUGGAUCAGGUCAUGGGAUGAAUAGAUCUGUAGCCCGAGAUAGUGUUCCAGGUGUAGGAAGAGGUAGAGGGGCUACAAAAGGUCAUUCCAGAAAGGAUUUUCUGCCAUCACAAAAUGGUAUUGGAAAGAAGGCACCUGAUGAUAUAAAAAUUCUCCAGACAGAUACCCUAAUCAAGGAGGUGGAGAGAGUUUUUGGUGCAAAUCAUCCAGAUCCUCUUGAAAUUGAGAAAGCCAAGAAAGUGUUGAAGGAGCAAGAACAAGCACUUAUUGAUGCAAUUUCAAGGCUCAACGAGAUUUCUGAUGGCGAAAGCGAUGAGGGUGGCCGGCAGUUCUCGCUUGGGCAGUCGAUGGACCGAGAAUGAUUAGGGACUUGUUAUAACGGCUGUGAUACAAGGCUUGGUGGGAGUAAUAAGAUGAACAGACUGUUAAGCUAUUAAAAUCAAGCAUCUGAUUUUAAGGCUACUUUCUCGCGCAAAUGCCAUUCAAAAUAUAUCUUUCCCCACGGGACGGGAUAACUCUUGGGCUUGGGACUAGUAGGAUAGCGUUUAACGUAGGAUGGGAAUUAUUGUAGCUGGGAAAUAAUUUAUUUCUUCUCUGUAAGAGUUCACUUAGGAAAGGCUGAUGGUAGUGUACAUUAUUUGAUCAGUGAUUAACGUGUGAUCGUGUAUAAAAUUGUCUUAGUCUUGCAUAA